AUGAUUCUAUUACUCUUGGCUUUCUCGAUUAUUCUUCAAAGAGGUUAUGCGUUAACUUCUAUUGCCAAAUUCGGUAUGGAGUCUCAGGUGGGACGCCAGAUGAUUUUCACGGUUGAGUCAAAGUUAACCUGUUUGUAUGAACCUUUGGAAGCAGGAAUGUUUCUGAAGGUUAAAGCACAACCAUACCCCCUCAUAAAAUCGAGAUUCCCCAUUCAAUCCCGCUUGACAUCUCCUUCUGGAGAGUUUUCCGAGUGGUUUGAGGGCGAAGGAACAGUCAGUAUACGUCAUAAUGUGACUGAGACAGGAGAUUAUGAGAUCUGCUUGAUGACCUCUCGACCAUAUCAAAUCCUAUUUGAUUUGUUUUUCCAGAAUCCAGAAACGGCAGAAAAGGGCCUCACAGAUUACGUCGAGCAUCAAAAACUUGACCAGAGCAUUGAGAAAACAGUUAGACGACUCUUUGCUUUGUUCUACAACAUAGUGCAUUCAAUCAAAUACUAUAACAUGAUAUCCUUUGCUGAUGAGAAGCUCCAGUUGAGGAAUCAGAAUAUGGUGGAAAUGCACUCUUUGCUCUAUUCACUGAUAUUCAUUGUAGUUGCAAUUGUUAACGUUGUUAUAAUACGAAAGAUGUUCCGUCUUGAUCCCCAUCGUAUUCGUAUUUGA
Molecule: messenger RNA, 660 nt
Organism: Auanema sp. JU1783
Lineage: Eukaryota; Metazoa; Nematoda; Chromadorea; Rhabditida; Rhabditidae
Source: the annotation of a GenBank genome assembly